UCAAGUUUUCUGUGUCCUAUUCUCUUCUCUAUCCUCCUUAUGUCAGGCAAUAUCUUUGAUAACUAUUGUCAGGUAUGGGAAGUGGACGAGACAAGAGUUGAAGAUGAGUUGCUGGAGAGCUCUAUUUUCUCCAUUGAUGUUCAUGCUUCCUUCACCUACCCGAACCAAGAUUGCGACGACGAGGAAGACGACCUUGACAUCGAGUGUUACGACAGUGUAACUAUACGAAGGACUCACGAGGUGCAAUUCGAUUACAUGAAUAGCGAUCCUCGUUCUGCCAUUCGCGACAUGCUUGUUUCCAUGCACGUGCCGGUCGAGGACUUCAUGAUCGCUGAAAUAUCAAAAUGUGCUGGUCGCAUGUCAACCAAAGACUGUUACAAGAACCGAAAGGUUUUGAGGAUGUGUGUGAGUAUUGAUGUUAUGGUUGGUGAAUUGCCAUUUCCUAUUGAUAAGCCUACGACGACGCCUGCGAGUAAGGAAGCAAUCCGAAGGUUGGAGAAGGUGGUGAUUGAAAAUCCCAUGGCUUGUGCAAUUUGCUUGGAUGAUCUCUCGAUCGGUUCUGAAGCCAAACGGAUGCCUUGCUCACAUUUAUUCCAUGGCCGUUGCAUUGUUCAUUGGCUAGGGAUGAGUAAGUUUUGUCCAAUUUGUCGAUUUGAGAUGCCCAGUUGAUUAUAAUUAGGACUGUGUAAGAGUGAUGUUUUCUUUGAUUUACUUGUGUGACUGUUAUAUUUCCAUUUCCUUCCUGGGAUUGUCAAUCAUUUCAUGAUUAUGUAUAAAUUCUUGUUUGGAUUAAACCAUAUUUGAAGGAA
This is a messenger RNA of Theobroma cacao (cacao), 809 nucleotides long. RefSeq lists its product as uncharacterized. The record is from RefSeq and is a predicted model, not a curated record. Gene Ontology annotation, molecular function: ubiquitin protein ligase activity. Gene Ontology annotation, cellular component: cytoplasm. Gene Ontology annotation, biological process: protein ubiquitination. Lineage: Eukaryota; Viridiplantae; Streptophyta; Magnoliopsida; Malvales; Malvaceae.